This is a messenger RNA of Papilio polytes (common Mormon), 638 nucleotides long. RefSeq names its product acylphosphatase-1. Bases 73 to 429 code for a protein of 118 amino acids. Lineage: Eukaryota; Metazoa; Arthropoda; Insecta; Lepidoptera; Papilionidae. The record is from RefSeq and is a predicted model, not a curated record. The transcript is spliced from 3 exons. Gene Ontology annotation, molecular function: acylphosphatase activity.
ACGAGAAAAAUUCAAUAUUCAAACAAUUUUAAUUCGAAAAUAAUAUUAUCAAAUAUCUUACAAUAAAUGUAAAUGAUUCGUUUAUUAAUUUUGACUACUGUGGCCACAUCGUUUAGAAAUUUUUCAAUAGCUGCAACCAUGUCUUUGCGAAGUGUCGACUUCGAAGUUUUUGGUCGAGUGCAAGGAGUCUUCUUUCGAAAGUUUACUAAGCAAGAGGCAGAGAAAUUAGGACUUACAGGUUGGUGCAUGAACACCUCAAAAGGAACAGUGCAAGGGCAACUUCAAGGUCCAGCGGGAAAUGUAGAAAAUAUGAUGCAUUGGUUACGGACUACAGGUAGUCCUAGCAGCAAGAUAGACAAAGCUGAAUUUAAAAAUGAAAAAGAUAUUACUGAAUAUUCUUUUAAUGAUUUCACUAUUCGUAAAGAUUGAAAUUGUUUGCCUAUAUAGCUUAUCUGUGGUGUUUUAAUUUAUUUAGUUAAAUUUUCUUUGUUUUUAAUUACUAUGUUUCAUUAAUGUUUGACUAAUACAAGUAAUUAGAGAAUGUAAAAGAAGUACUAGUACAUAGAAUACUUAGAUGCAAUUAAUCCAACUACAGAGUGGAAGGUAUCGAUUAUUUUUUAAUGAUGCAAUAAUUAUUG